This is a messenger RNA of Etheostoma spectabile (orangethroat darter), 1135 nucleotides long. RefSeq names its product scavenger receptor cysteine-rich type 1 protein M130-like. Gene Ontology annotation, molecular function: serine-type endopeptidase activity. Gene Ontology annotation, cellular component: plasma membrane. Lineage: Eukaryota; Metazoa; Chordata; Actinopteri; Perciformes; Percidae. Bases 116 to 1135 code for a protein of 339 amino acids. Gene Ontology annotation, biological process: zymogen activation. The transcript has 6 exons. The record is from RefSeq and is a predicted model, not a curated record.
UGAUUAGGAGAUUAAAGACAAGAUAGGAAACUGCACAUCUGAGGAGAGCUGAAAGACACGUAUAAGAUCAAGAGACCUGAAGACGACAGAGAGGCAGGCGACACACCAACUGGACAUGGGUCGUGUACUGGUGCUGUUCACGUUGCUCUGGAGCUCAGGAUUCCUCCCAGGUUUCCAGACAGAGGAAGAAGAUAUUGAUGAUAUGCGGUUGAUGGGAGGAUCCAGCCGCUGUUCUGGUGUGCUAGAGGUGAAGAGCCAGGGAGAGUGGACAGAAGUGGAGGACUGGGACUGGGACCUGAAGUUAGCAGACGUAGUUUGCAGACAUCUGGACUGUGGCUCUGUGGUUCGAGCUUCAUCAAAAAGACGUUCAGACCCUUUUAGCAGAAUCACACCUUCCUGUCCCGAGUCUGGACCUAGACUGAAGAAAUGUUUAACAAAGAGGACUAUAAUUUUUCCAACCAGUUUGGAGAUCAUCUGCUCAGACUCUGUCAGGCUGGUGAAUGGGACUAGUCUGUGUUCAGGCAGACUGGAGGUAAAGUCUACCCAGUCUACCCAGUCCUGGUCCUCAGUGUGUGAAGAAGGCUUUGACCUGCAGGAUGCAGAGGUGGUCUGCAGGGACCUUGGCUGUGGGGCUCCUUCAGUCCUCCAGGGGGCGCUCUAUGGAGACAUGGAGGCUCCAGUGUGGACCAAAGAGUUCCAGUGUAGAGGCCAUGAGUCUGCUCUGCUGGACUGUGACAGCUCAGAUAGAAACACCUGCUCUUCUGCCAAAGCUGCUGGACUCACCUGCUCAGAGCCCGAUAAUUUCCAGUUGGUGACAGGAUCCAGUCGCUGUGCCGGUGAACUGGAGAUGAAGAAAGAUGGAGAGUGGAAUAAAGUGGUUGAUAAAGAUUCUGCCUGGAACCUAAAGGCAGCAGAUGUAGUGUGUAGACAUCUUGACUGUGGCUCCGUGGUUUCAACAGAGAGGAAAGUGAUGGAGUGGUCCACAAGAGGAUGCAGAGGUGGUACAGGAGGAGCUUGGCUGUGGGGCUCUUCGUCCUCAGGGGGCGCUCUAGGAGACAUGGAGGCUCCAGUGUGGACCAAAGAGUUCCAGUGUAGAGGCCAUGAGUCGCCUGCUGGACUUGGACAGCUCAGAUAG